AUGAAUGACGAUUCUCAUCUUUUACAACAAAUAAUUUCAAGAUAUGAAACAGAAGAGGAAGAAUUUCUUAGAGAAAUUGAAUCUAUGCAACAAUGUAUAAAUACAGACACAUCAGAUGAUAUGCCAGAUGAAAGUCCAGUAUUAGGAACGUUGUGUAGUUUAGUAGGUGAAAUAGGACAAUUAAGAAAAGAAAAUCGAAAAUUACGAAAAAAAAUUCUUGAAAAUAGUGCAUCGUCAAACGAUAAUAAUACAAACGAAAGACAUAGUGUAGCAUUUAAUGUUGGAUCAUUUAUAGAAAAUAAAAAAAAACAUGUAUCAACAAAACCUUUUUUUAAUUAUAGAAAAAUUUUAAAUGGUAACGAAAUUAGAACAGGAGCUCGUGAACGACUAUGUAGUCCAACGAAAAAAGAAUCAUUAACGACAAGUUCAUAUUCUACUGAUUAUUCACUUGAUAACACAUCAAGAUAUCCAAGAUCAAAAAUUCCACCUCUUGUUUUACCUGAAUUAUCUGAUUCUGAUGAAGAACAUUCUGUAUUUACUGAAGUUACAUUACCCGUUGAAAAUAAUAAUAUUAAUAAUAAUACAUUAAAUGGUAAUGAAGAAACAAUAAAUUCUCAUGUAUUAAGGCCUCGACGAUCAAUGAUGCGAAGACUUCAUGUUGUAAAUCAUCAUAACUCUGAUCAUAUAAGUCCUUCAAGUGUAUCAGCCAGUUCCUCAGUUGAACCUCCAGAUACUAUGUCAUCAAGUAGAGCAAGCUUUUUAGAAUUAAUUGGAAUAAAACGAAAAAAUGAUCGAAAUAGAAUGUCAAUGCCUAUACCAACAAAUAUAAAUUUGUCCUCAAUUAUAAAUAAAAAACAAAGAAAAAGAAAAAUUAGUGAGAAUAAUGAGCAAUUUGAUAUUUCUAGUGGUAGUAGUAUUGAAAAAAAUAAAGGAAAGAUAACAUUUAAAAAUAAAAAUGAUGUAAAAGAUAUUAUAAGAAAAUCAAUGAUUAAGCCUGGAUUAGCAAAAUCAUGUAAAAGUUUAUUUGAAAAACAUACAAAAACACAAAGAUUUUUUGAUGAAAGUGAAGAAGAAACAGUAUAUAGAAAUAAAAAACAACGACCUAAAAGUGUUGUAUAUUUAGAAACAAAUAAUAAUUGUUUUCCUAAUUCAAGGAUGCAAAAAAAGACAGAUAGUUAUAAAAAUUUACUUAGUAGUAGAGAUGUAUCAGAAGAAAGUAGACAAUCAAUAAUAGAUUGGCAAUGUCUUCAAAAUGAAAAUUCAAAUUUAAAAACAGAAGUAAAAACAUUAAAAACAUUUAGUUCUAAAGUUUCUAAUGAACUAAGAGAUAAAAAUAGAUGUUAUAAUAAUUUAGAAGCAAAAUAUAUAUCACUUGAAAAAGAAGUUACAAAAUUAAGAGAAAAAUGUGAAUUUAAUGAAAAAUUAGAUAAAUUAACAAUGAGUGAUAGAUUUAAUAAAUCACAAUUAGAAAUACUUGAAAAUAUAGAAAAAAGACUACUAAAAUUUGAAACUGAAUUUAAAAAUAUUAAAGAUGAUUACAUGAAAAAUCAGCAAGUAUUAUUAAAUAAUAAUAUAAGGGAUCAAAAUGCUUAUCAAGCAUGUUUAAAACAAAUUGAACGUCUCCAAAAAGAAAAUUUUGAUCUUUUACAACUUCAUGCUUCAGGAUUAGAUUUAUCAGUAUCUAGUGAAUAUGUUCGAAAGAUUAUUGAAAUGAUGCCAUCAUAUGAUGCUCUAUAUUCGUUUGCAAUGAGAAUUUCAUCAAAAUUGACGAAUUUGCGAAAAUUAUUAUUAGAAAAAUGUACAAAUUUAAAUAAUAAUGAAUUAGAAUUACUUCAUCUUCAAACAUCAUUACUUCUUGCACAUGCUCAAAUGGAAAGACAAAAAGUUUUGUUAAAGAAUAAUGAAAAUGAAAAAAAAGAUAUACGAUUUAAGAGAUCAAAUUCUUUUCAUGGUGAUUCAUUUGUAUCAAGAACAUAUCAAUCUGAAUCCAAUUUUUAUUUACCAUUUAAACUUCAUGGUAAUCGUGUUGAACAAUAUAAAAAGGCUAUUAAAAAUUCAAAAGAUAUUAUUAUUAAUACAAAUGAACAGAAUAUUGAAGCUGAAUUUUUAAGAUUAUUUGAUUGUGCUAGAUGUGUUAUCAAACCAUUUGAUAAUAUUAUUGAUAAAAAAGAUUCAACAUAUUAUGUUAAAAAUAAUGCUCAAAAUAUUAUUAUGUAUAGGAAUGGAAAAGAUAUUAAAAUAAGUCCACAAAAUUCACCAAAAAUUAUUGAAAGGCAUAAAAUAUUAAAUAUGCCAACAAAAAAUAUUAAAAAUAUUGAUAUAACAAUUAAUGAAAAAAAUAAUAAUAAAAAUGAUAUAUCUUUAAAUAUGAAUAAUAAUAUAGGAAACAUUUCUAGUAAAAGACCUAUAAGUUUAAUAGAUAUUAAAGAAAAAAAGCCACUUUUAAAUCAUAAAAAAACAAAUUCAAAUGAAGAUGAAUUAUUAAAUCAAUCAAAACCAACAACACAAAAUUUUAUGGACUAUAUAUCACCAAUUUCUACACCUAUACAAAGUAAAAAAAUAUAUUCAUCAACAAUUAUAACUGAAAAUCAAAUAAAAGGAGGUAAACAGGUGGAAAGAAAGCUUGUUAAACAAAAAUCAUUACAACAACCUGUAAUAGGAACAUCAUCUCCCAUAUUAGGAAAAACAAUUAUUACAAAAUCAUACAUAACUGAACCAUCAGAAUAUAAUGCUUAUAAAACACGAUUAGAAACAAUUGGAACUUCUCAAAAAGAUUAUAAUUUUCAAAUACCUCCAAAACAUAAUACUUCUCAACAAUCAUCAUCAAAAAAUAUUUCACAAAUGAAUAAUUCAAGACAUAAUUAUCCAAGUUUAAAUACACCAAGUAUGAUACCAACAUCACCAUCAAUUCGUCGUUCUCAUGUUAUAUCAAUAAAAAAACCUACGAAAAUUGUUGAAAAACAGCAAAAUAAUAUUUCACAAAAUACACAUAUGUUAUCUCAAAUAUCAUCAAUUAAAAAAUUUAAUCACCUUUCAAAUUCAUCUAUUUGUGGAAUACCUAAAAAAAUUUCUUCAUCAAGUAAUCUUACACAAAAUCAUUCAUCAAUGAAAGAAGAAUUAGAAUGUUUAAAUACUCCAAUAAACAAUGUUCGUAAUUCAAUCGCAAAAAUGAAUGCUAUUGUUAAACAACAUAGUUAUGUUGAUAACAAUUCACCUAAAAAUCAUGUAUCAAAUUCUUUUGACAAUAAAAAACAAUCAAACAAAGUUAAUGAUGAACCAAAACAAUUAGAAAAAGUUGUUAAACGAGCUGGGACAUCUUGGUUGAGCCGGUUAAGACCUACAACAAAAAAAUGA
This is a messenger RNA of Strongyloides ratti, 3354 nucleotides long. RefSeq lists its product as hypothetical. The record is from RefSeq and is a predicted model, not a curated record. NCBI's taxonomy places the organism in Eukaryota, Metazoa, Nematoda, Chromadorea, Rhabditida, Strongyloididae. The transcript has 6 exons. The coding region runs from base 1 to 3354 and encodes 1117 amino acids.